Messenger RNA from Balaenoptera ricei (Rice's whale), 1204 nucleotides. It is a transcript of the gene C3H19orf38, whose product is annotated as chromosome 3 C19orf38 homolog. NCBI's taxonomy places the organism in Eukaryota, Metazoa, Chordata, Mammalia, Artiodactyla, Balaenopteridae. The transcript has 7 exons. The record is from RefSeq and is a predicted model, not a curated record. The coding region runs from base 73 to 759 and encodes 228 amino acids.
AGGAGGAGCUGGCAGUGAGCCGUGGGCCGCGCUGGUCUCAGCCAGAUUUCCUGGCCAAACGCGGGAGGAGAGAUGCCCUGGACCGUCCUGCUCUUUGCAGCCGGCUCCUUGGCUAUCCCAGCGCCAUCCAUCAUGCUGGUGCCCCCACAUCCCAGCAGCCGGGAGGACCCCAUCCACAUCUCAUGCAUGGCCCCCAGGAAUUUCCCGGGGGCGAAUUUCACACUGUAUCAAGGGGAGGAGGUGGUGCAGCUCCUGCAGGCCCCCGCGGACCAGCUCGAGGUCAUCUUCAACCUGAGUGGUGGCAGCAGGGAGGUUCCAGGGGGACCAUUCUGCUGCCAGUAUGGCGUGCUCGGCGAGCACAGGCAGCCUCAACUGUCGAACCUCAGUGAGCCCAUGCACGUCUCCUUCCCAGCGCCCACCUGGAUCCUGGCACUCUCCUUGAGCCUGGCUGGAUCCUUCCUCCUCCUCGCUGGGCUGGUGACCAUUGCCUUGGUCAUCAGGAAAGUUAAAGUAAAAAGCUUGCAGAAGAAACGGGAGCGAGAAUCCUGCUGGGCCCAGGUUGACUUCGCCACCACAGACAUGUCCUUCGAUAACUACCUGUUUACCAUCUCCAAAAUGACUUCAGAAGAAGACGCAGCCACCCAGGAUGCUCCCUCAGGCUCUGCUGUGACACCUGGCAACUCUGGGACCCGGAAGAGGCCCACCUCCACGUCAUCCUCACCCGAGCCCCCAGAAUUCAGCACAUUCCGGGCCUGCUAGGGGAGCCCUUCCCUCUGUCUGCGUGCCCUCCGUUCAGCCCUCCCCCUUGCGCUGGCUGGGCUUUGUAGGGUCUCAGUUCCCUCCAGCUACUUUGGGGACUUCUGGCUGCUGCUUCCUCAGGGCAGUGAACAGAGGAAAUGAAGGGGACCCCCUGGCCUUGGGACCUUCCUCGCAGAGGAGCAGGAGUGGGAGAGGGGAUGCAAGCAUCAGCCUGGAGGCUGGACAGAAAGCAGGAAGCCUCUCUGGAUUGCCAGCUUUUCAGACCACCACGGAAGGAGCUGUUAGGAUCCCUCAGCUGGGCCAUUAUGAAGUCUGAGCUCUCCACACACCCCUCCGCUUUCCUUCGUCCCAUGCCACACCUGACUUGGGUUUUUGGAGCAUAGGGUACCUGGGGGUUAUAUUCUAUGUGCCCUGCUGGCAUGCCUAAGUUAUUAAUUAUAAUGUU